AUGGCUCAGAAGGCGGAGCUGCUGUACUGGAAUGUCCAAUGGGAUGAGAGCCUCCUUCAACAAGCUGGAAAAACAGCUGCAGGGCCGCUGUUUAACAUCACGUGCUCUGAGGACGCAGUCCGUCAGCUCCACCUGCCACACUGUGAAACAAAGGAGGCGUUGUGUGUUGAUGGCCUGCUGUCUGUCGCGCACGUCUUUGAUGAUGGGAUAAGCAUCUUGAAACCGAUGAGGAUCACCGACACGCAUGUGAUUGUGAACGUCUCCCACCUCUCUGCCUUUGGCCUUAUCUGGAAUUUUGUUAAAAAGUCCUUUAAAAUCCCAGAAGCAGGCCAGGUUCUGCUGUUCCUGCGAUUUAAAGACACAGUGCCUCUAAAAAUCAACGUGUUUCUCCUGCAUGAAAGAAUCCAUCUGUCAGAGGUUAAAAAGCAACAAGGCAAUGAUGCUACAUACAUUGAGACGUCUUCAGACUGCGUGCUUCACAUCGGUCAGCGUUACAGUGUCCACUGUGAACCCGAGGGCCUGAAGAUCCAGCCGAACCACGCAGAGUUUCGGAACAAGCUUGGACCGAAUUACUAUCCAACAUUUGAGGUUUUCCUGACUGCAAACCUGGAGGUUGUGACUCUGAUAGUCAAGGACCAAGAUGGAAAUGAAGCCUGGCGUCGUGAUGUGUUUGUCCCAGAAAAGGACCGAGUCUCACCAGAGGACAGCGCACACCACAAAACAAAAAAAGAUGAGGAUAAGCUGCUGCUAAUCCGCUCAGAGUUUAUUGAAAGAGUGUCUGCAGAGGGUUUAGACAAAAUUGUAGAUAAACUCCUCGAGCGUCAAAUUAUAAUUGCUGGAGAGAUGGAGUCUGGGACAUGUGAGACAAAAAGCAGAGCAAAUAAAGUGCGAUGCAUAAUCGACACCGUGAGCCGAAAAGGAAAUGACGCCUGCAGACAUCUGCUCGAUGUUCUCAAAGAGGUGGACCCAACCCUUUUCAGAGUGCUCGUGCCAAUGGACUGAUUCUCAUAUAGUCAAGUACUCAGAUUAACAACAACAAUUUCAAGGUGCUUUAUUUUGUAAGGGAAGGACUUUGUCUUCAAACUUUGGUGGUUUGAAGGAUUCUGGAUCAACUCUGCAAGUUUAUUUUUUUCAGUCUUGAUCAUCUGAAUCAAUCAAAUUAAUGUUACUGUGAAAUUAUUCUAAUUAUUUUGUACAAAUUUUGGCUGUUAUGUGUUUACUUUGCAUUAGUAUUAGUAA
Haplochromis burtoni (Burton's mouthbrooder) is the source of this 1239-nucleotide messenger RNA. RefSeq names its product NACHT, LRR and PYD domains-containing protein 1b allele 2-like. The transcript has 5 exons. The coding region runs from base 1 to 1002 and encodes 333 amino acids. Lineage: Eukaryota; Metazoa; Chordata; Actinopteri; Cichliformes; Cichlidae. Gene Ontology annotation, biological process: regulation of apoptotic process. The record is from RefSeq and is a predicted model, not a curated record.